Molecule: messenger RNA, 2227 nt
Organism: Durusdinium trenchii
Lineage: Eukaryota; Dinophyceae; Suessiales; Symbiodiniaceae
Source: the annotation of a GenBank genome assembly
UUCAGGGGAUCUGCAGGUCAUCUUGGGUCCUGGAUCGUUCGAUCGCAAUGCCGCAGCCGAAGAAACUCUCGGCCCCGUUGAACAUGGCCCGUGGUGACGAUGAGAGCAUGGACCUUCACCGCUGGCUGCGGCACGUGCUGGCAGAGCAUCACCGCGGCUUGGAGCAGCGCCUCGUGGAGCUGCGGGAAGGGCAGCGCUACAUCACGCACCUUCUCACUUCGAGCCAUGACCCUGAAGUGGUCCGCAUUGGCAAGGCGGUAUCAUUUCAGGACAUCGAGGCCGAGAUUACGAAGGAGGAGGAAAAGGACGAGAAGGUCUUGGGGCCUGUCGAGAGCUGUUUUCAAGCGGAGGAAGAUGAGGAUGAGGAUGAAGUUGAUUUUCGCACCGUCAUGCAGCCCAAAUUUGAUGAGGGUUCGAAUACCACCAUGAAAGCACGGAGGAGUAGUUCUUUGAAAGACACCGACUUUGCACUACGUGAGGUCUGGGCCAAACACCUGAAAUUCAAAGACCGCUCGGUGGGAUCGCAGCCGUCCAACACUCUGGAAACCAUCGGUGGAACUCUUGGAGGAUCUGCUCCAGUCAAGCUUCCCAUGUCGGAAUCCAUGGAGCGGUUGCCUGCCCGCAAGAACUCGUUGAUCGCAUACCCGGCGCAAAAGUCUCGCGUUUGUUGGGACCUCUUUGGAGGGCUGCUGAUCCUCUAUGAUCUUUUUGUGAUUCCAUUGAAGGUCUUCGACUAUCCAGAAUCUCUGUUCACGGAGAUGAUGGAUUGGAUGACCCUAUGUUUUUGGACCCUCAACGUGCCAGCAACGUUGACAGUUGGAUACACCUUCAAAGGAGAGACCAUCAUGAGACCGAGAGAUAUCUUCAUCAACUAUUGCAAAACUUGGAUGAUCGUCGACAUCAUAACUCUGACGCCGGACUGGGCCUUCACGCUGGUUCGGCUGUCAAACCCCAACUUGGCAGAUGAAACAGCACAGAGCAGCGGCUUUGAGGAGGAGGGCGUCCGUUUGUUGCGGAUACUCCGGCUGGCGCGCACUGCACGGCUGUUGCGGCUGUUGAAGCUACAGAAGGUCAUGGAAAAGCUCAGUGACUACUUGGAUUCCGAGGUCGCCAGCAUUAUGGCAAACAUCUGCAAGAUGAUCCUGCUAUUGUUAGCUCUCAAUCAUAUGAUUGCUUGUGUAUGGUACGCAAUCUCGUUAACAUUGUAUGACGGCGGAAUGCCUGCAUGGGUGGAUGAAAGCCGCAUGCUGAUGACCGAGUGGGACAACCGCUACGUCACCAGUUUCCACUGGUCGAUCACUCAAUUUACUCCUGCCUCAAAACCUCCCAUCCAGCCGCAGAACACAGUUGAACGAGCUUUUGCCAUCUUCGUAGUGGUCUUUGCCUUGGUGGGUUUUUCCUAUGUGGUUGGCAGUAUCCUAGCUUCAUUGGCACAGCUCCGCAGCAUGUCGGAGCAAUCGGCAAAGGAUUUUUGGAUGAUGCGUCGCUUCCUGCGGCGGAACAAUGUGCCCAUGGAAUUAGCUUCGCGGAUCCAGCGCUUUGUAGAGCAUGCUUUUGUCCAGCAGCAGAAGAAGAUGUCCAUCCACGAAGUGAAGGUCUUACAGCUUCUUUCAGACGGUCUCAUGGAGGAGUUACAAUGUGCCAUGAAUUUGCCGCACAUGAUUGUCCAUCCACUCUUAGCCUUCUUGAACAGCUUCUCUGUGAUCACAGUCCAGAGAUUGGCCAAGGAGUCCGUGCACCGAGCGCAGUUGGCGCGCGGAGACACGCAGUUUUUGCCGAACCAGGAGGGUAGCUUCAUGUACUUCAUCGCUGGUGGACGGAUGCAGUACAUCAGGGAUGCGGAUGGUCCAGACCCGCGUGUCGAGGUGGUGGACACAGGGGAGGACUGGAUUGCGGAGCCCGUGAUGUGGACUCCGUUUUGGAUCCAUGUGGGGCAACUCACGGCCAUCUCGGAGUGUGACCUCGUGGCGGUGGCGCCCAAGGCCUUUGGAGAGAUCGUCGCACUGAUCAGGCCAGUGGCUGCCUUGGUCGCUCGCUAUUCCUCCAACUUCAUGCAGUGGGUGAAAGAGUUGGAAUCCAGAGACGAGCUCUCUGAUGUGAUCCAAGGAGAUGAAGCGGUUGAUCAAAUACGCAGUUUUUUGGAUUGAGAUGCGUGAUUGGAUGGGCAGCCAUCCGUGGUCUUACCACAUUUUCCAGGUCUGAAGCCACCCAACCGUUUCACCCAAAA